AUGAUGAACUAUACGCCGCACGCGGGCGCAAAGGUGGCCGACAUCCUCGCGCUCGAAAAUAUCAGGCGGCAGCUCAUCCGUCUUGAGGACACGAUCAUUUUCUUGGUCAUCGAGCGCGCACAGUUUGCACACAAUCCCAAGAUCUAUGAGGUGGGCGCGUUCAAGGAAGAGAUGGGUUUCGAAGGGUCUUGGCUGGACUGGUUCCUCCUCGAGACGGAGAGGACUUGUGCCAAGGCGCGUCGUUACACGAGCCCCGACGAGCACCCCUUCACACCCAUCGAGCAGCUGCCCAAGCCCAUUAUCACGCCGCAAAAGUACCCCGCGCUGCUGCACGAGCCAGCUGCCAGGCACCCCAGCGUCAAUGUCAACCACCGCAUCCUCGACUUUUACGUCAACCACCUCGUGCCCGGCAUCACCGAGGCGUCGCCGGGAUCACCGCGGCGCACAGCCAACGGAACCGUGAGCAAUCCCAUCAACCCACUCGACGACGGCAACUACGGCAGUGCCGCGACGCGUGACGUCGAGGCGCUACAGGCGAUUUCGCGGCGUAUCCACUUUGGCAUGUUCGUCUCCGAGUCCAAGUUCCUCGCUGCGCCCCACGACUUUAUCCCCCACAUCCUCUCCAACCCACCCAACACUGAGGCGCUGGCUGGCCUGAUCACCAAGCCCGAAGUCGAGGCCAAGCUGCUCAUUCGCCUGGCCAACAAGGCGAGGGUUUACGGCUGCGAGAUGGAUGCGGAUGGGCGCGUCAUCCCCAUCCCCGACCAGGAGCUGGGGCUGCGCGGCAAGAUCGAUGUCGACCAGAUCGUCCGCCUCUACCGCGACUGGGUGAUCCCCCUAACCAAGGAUGUCGAGGUCGACUACCUCCUGCACCGGCUGGACGGAGUGUCGCAGGAACAGAUUGACAAGUGGAUGGCUGGAGCAAAGGUCAACGGCAAGUAG
Cutaneotrichosporon cavernicola is the source of this 942-nucleotide messenger RNA. RefSeq lists its product as uncharacterized. NCBI's taxonomy places the organism in Eukaryota, Fungi, Basidiomycota, Tremellomycetes, Trichosporonales, Trichosporonaceae. Gene Ontology annotation, molecular function: chorismate mutase activity. The coding region runs from base 1 to 942 and encodes 313 amino acids. The transcript has 5 exons. Gene Ontology annotation, biological process: aromatic amino acid biosynthetic process; chorismate metabolic process. Gene Ontology annotation, cellular component: cytoplasm. The record is from RefSeq and is a predicted model, not a curated record.